This is a messenger RNA of Hypoxylon fragiforme, 658 nucleotides long. RefSeq lists its product as uncharacterized. NCBI's taxonomy places the organism in Eukaryota, Fungi, Ascomycota, Sordariomycetes, Xylariales, Hypoxylaceae. The transcript has a single exon. Bases 44 to 274 code for a protein of 76 amino acids. The record is from RefSeq and is a predicted model, not a curated record.
GUCCUACUUAGCCUCUAGGUACGUAGUUGGUAUUUAGCACGGCAUGAACUUCAUGAAGAGCUUAUAUGCAUCUUAUGUAAUGGCUCUAGCCUUUGAUACUCAGCAUACAUAUGCAACGCCUCUUUUCACAUCACCAACGUCACUUACCCAAUUCUACCUACCUACUUACCUACCUAGACAUCUAGAAUACAAAUAUCGAAGAGCCACCAACAUAUCUCAUUCCCACCAUCUUUUAACAGACCUGAGGCCUCGAUGUCCUCCCAUGAGCGCCUAAAACGCCACAAGGAAUCAAGCUUCCCACCUUCUAUCACUUCGCCCCGUUCCCAUUCUACUUCCUAUAUACUACUAGUAGCAGUACCCGCAGAAUAUAGCCGACUUUGAUGGUUGCCAUAACCAUGUUCUAGCAAAACCAACGAAGCUGAAGUGACAGCUAUUCUUAUCUCGCAUAAAGUUCCUCACAUCCUUUAGAAAAGGGGCUAAAUGAUAAAAAUGUGUAAAAUUCAAGAUGCGUUAUUACAAAUAUAUAUCUAGAUGAGGCGCGUACGCCAACAUGUAACUAAGUAGUAGGUAGUAGGUAGUAGGUAGUAGGUAGUAGUAGUAAUAGUAACAGUAAUAGUAGUUAAAAGUUAGUAGUUAGUAGUUAGUAGAUAGGCAAAGG